Medicago truncatula (barrel medic) is the source of this 2160-nucleotide messenger RNA. Its product is annotated as calcium-dependent protein kinase 1. The record is from RefSeq and is a predicted model, not a curated record. NCBI's taxonomy places the organism in Eukaryota, Viridiplantae, Streptophyta, Magnoliopsida, Fabales, Fabaceae. The transcript is spliced from 8 exons. The coding region runs from base 192 to 1937 and encodes 581 amino acids. Gene Ontology annotation, molecular function: protein kinase activity; calcium ion binding; ATP binding. Gene Ontology annotation, biological process: protein phosphorylation.
CUAACUUGGAAAUAAACGAAAACGAAGGACACACAGAAGCAUAGUCACAAUCUUAUUAAUCUUAAUAAUCAAACAAAACCAAACACAAGGAACCAACAUUUUUGUCUUAACACAUUCUUUCAUCAACUUCAACUGACUUGGUAAACUCAAAGGAGAUGAAGUUGGAAUAGAUCUGUGUGAAGUGAAGCAAAAUGGGGAAUACAUGUGUUGGUCCUAGCAUUUCAAAGAAUGGUAUUAUUCAAUCAUUUUCCGCUGCAAUUUGGCGGUCGCAACCGCCUGAUGCUGAAGGAUCAGUGUCUAAUAGAGGAUCAGUAAAUGAGGGGAGGACUGAUAAUGAGCCGGAAUCUCCUUUGCCUGUUCAAAACAAACCUCCUGAGCAGAUAACUAUGCCGAAACCGGAAAUAAAACAAGAGGCGAAAUCAGAACCGGAGUCGGAAAAGGAGAAGAAGAAACACAGGAGACCUUCUGUGAAGAGAAGUUCUAGUGCAGGACUUCGUGUUGAUUCCGUGUUGCAGAGAGAAACCGGUAAUUUCAAGGAAUUCUAUAGUUUAGGGAAAAAACUCGGUCAAGGUCAGUUUGGGACAACAUUCUUGUGUAUCGAGAAAGCAACCGGGUAUCAGUAUGCUUGUAAAUCUAUUGCAAAGAGGAAAUUGGUAACCGAUGAGGAUGUUGAGGAUGUGAGAAGAGAAAUUCAGAUAAUGCAUCAUUUGGCCGGUCAUCCUAAUGUUAUAUCCAUCAAAGGUGCUUAUGAAGAUGCAAUGGCGGUUCAUGUUGUGAUGGAAUUGUGUGCAGGUGGUGAGCUUUUCGAUCGGAUUAUUCAGCGCGGACAUUAUACUGAAAGAAAGGCGGCUGAACUUAUUAGGACUAUAGUUGGUGUUGUUGAAGCCUGUCAUUCUCUUGGUGUGAUGCAUAGAGACCUUAAGCCCGAGAAUUUUCUCUUUGUUAAUCAGCAAGAGGAUUCACUACUCAAAACAAUUGACUUUGGAUUAUCUGUGUUCUUUAUGCCAGGUGACACAUUUAUUGACGUGGUUGGCAGCCCAUAUUAUGUUGCCCCUGAAGUUUUGAAAAAGCGUUACGGCCCUGAAGCAGAUGUUUGGAGUGCGGGAGUUAUCCUUUACAUUCUUUUGAGUGGAGUACCUCCUUUUUGGGCUGAAAGUGAACAAGGGAUAUUCGAACAGGUUUUGCGUGGUGAUCUUGACUUCGUUUCAGACCCCUGGCCUGCAAUUUCUGAAAGUGCAAAAGAUUUAGUAAGGAAAAUGCUUGUUCGUGAUCCUAAAAGGCGGAUGACUGCACAUCAAGUAUUAUGUCAUCCUUGGAUUCAAGUUGAUGGUGUAGCACCUGAUAAGCCACUUGAUUCCGCCGUAUUAAGUCGAUUGAAGCAAUUUUCUGCUAUGAACAAGCUCAAGAAAAUGGCUCUUAUAGUCAUUGCAGAGAGCUUAUCUGAAGAAGAAUUGGCUGGAUUAAAAGAAAUGUUCAAGAUGAUAGAUACAGAUAACAGUGGCCAAAUCACUUUUGAAGAACUUAAAGUUGGUUUGAAAAAAGUUGGUGCUAAUCUUAAGGAGUCUGAAAUUUAUGAUUUAAUGCAAGCGGCUGAUGUAGAUAACAGUGGAACAAUUGACUAUGGUGAGUUCAUUGCGGCAACAUUGCAUAUUAACAAGAUUGAAAGAGAAGAUCAUCUAUUUGCAGCCUUUUCUUACUUUGAUAAAGAUGGAAGUGGCUAUAUUACUCAAGAAGAACUUCAACAAGCUUGCGAUGAGUUUGGCAUUAAAGAUGUUCGUUUGGAAGAGAUAAUCAAAGAAAUCGAUGAAGAUAACGACGGGCGCAUAGAUUAUAAUGAGUUUGCAGCUAUGAUGCAGAAAGGAAAUCUUCCGAUGGUUGGUAAGAAAGGUCUAGAAAAUAACUUCAGCAUUCGAUUCAAGGAGGCAUUAAAAUUGUAGUAUUCAUUGUCACCAUUCACAUUUUUUGUUUCCUUUGAAAGUUCAAGAUUUUGUGCAUUAGCACAAGUCAGUGGAGGCCAAUUUGGCCUUUCAGCUAUUUUGUUUGUGUUUUAGUUUAAAUGGAUUUUUGUAAUUAUGAGAAUGUUUUAAAGAUUAAAUAGAGGUCUUGUUGUGGACAAAUGAUAGUGGAUUGAUCAUAUAAGUCUGUUUUAUUGAAGACUUA